This is a messenger RNA of Thermothelomyces thermophilus ATCC 42464, 2123 nucleotides long. RefSeq lists its product as uncharacterized. NCBI's taxonomy places the organism in Eukaryota, Fungi, Ascomycota, Sordariomycetes, Sordariales, Chaetomiaceae. Gene Ontology annotation, molecular function: protein binding. The record is from RefSeq and is a predicted model, not a curated record. Gene Ontology annotation, biological process: SCF-dependent proteasomal ubiquitin-dependent protein catabolic process. The transcript has 2 exons. Gene Ontology annotation, cellular component: SCF ubiquitin ligase complex. The coding region runs from base 247 to 1899 and encodes 550 amino acids.
CCGACUUGCUGCUCACCGGAUGACACAGUUGACCACCCCUGCCUCCCACCCUUGCAUCUCACACAACGGAGAUUCAGCUCCAAGCCGUCUUGGCUUUCGUGAACUUUAAAAAGAAAUAGACCGUUCAUUCAAGACAGAAUCAUUAGCCUUUACCUUUCACAUCAUCACUGCCUGACCGACAGGCGGCCUCACAUCCUCCAUUGCAACUGCCGCGUUUGGCGCCGCCGAGACGAAGUUACUGCCAACAUGAGCUCCGAAGUUCCAAACCCGGAUCUAGAGUCUUUCCGGGAGCAAUGGAAAGCCGAGGUGAGGGCGAAGCACGGCGCUCCGGGCGUUUCCCAACAACAACAACAACAGCAGCAGCAGCAGCAGCAGCAGCAGCAGCAGCAGCAACAAUCGAGGGCGGCUGGACCGUCCCACACUCAUGCGAGGCCCGUCGCACAGCACCCGCGGAAGCCGCCACAGUCCGCGCAGAAAGCUGCCGCUCAAGAGGACGACGAGGAGUAUGUUCAACCGCGGCCCUUUGAUGAGUCUGCGGCAAGCGCAUCAGCAUCUUCACAAACGACACAUUCCGUGGGCUCGGAAGCCCGGGAACCCGUCUCAGCACUGGAGCACUAUGAGAAGGCGGUUGAGAAGGAGGCCGCGGGUAACCUCGGGGAAAGCCUGAGACUGUAUAGGAUAGCCUUCAGGCUGGACGACCGGGUGGACCAGAAGUACAGAAACAAGCACUUCCCGAAGCCGCCACCAAAACAUGUGCAGGCUGCUUCAGAAGCGGCCGUCUCGACGGCGGUCAGCACGGCGCGCAAGGUUGACCAGCCGCAGUCAAUGAAGGACCUCAUCGCUAGCUUCUCCGCCAUGUCUAUCUCGCCCGCCCCACCCGAGGUCGAGGGCAUGCCACCACCCCCGUGCCCGCUGGCUACUCUCCCGGAGGAACUUUUGGUUCAUAUCCUCCAGGACGUGGCCAUCCUCGACGUCGGGGACUUUGUGCGGCUUGCCCAAGUGUGCAAGCGCCUCGCCUACCUGGUCGCCACCGAGGACCGCAUCUGGCGACGCAUCUGCCUGGGCAGCGAGUUUGGUUUUGGCGGCAUGCACUAUUACUGGCAACAAAGAGUCAACUGGAAGCCCUUGACGGAAGCCGACAUCGAAAGCGAAGCCGCCGAAACCGAGUCGGCCGAGGACGCGGACGGUUCGGGGGCUGAUUCCGAGUCGGUACAGCUGUCGACGAGCGCGCCACACCUCGCUCUCGCCGAACGCGCCCGGCGGCACGCCCGGGAGAGCGCGGCUAACACGCUCGCCCUGUACCGGUCGCUCUACGGGUGUUCGUGGCAGCGCAUGUUCCGACAGCGGCCGCGCAUCCGCUUCAAUGGCUGCUACAUCAGCACCGUCAACUACAUGCGCUCCGGGCAGGCUAGCGCCAACCAAGUCACCUGGGGCUCACCCGUGCACAUCGUCACCUACUACCGCUACCUGCGCUUCUUCCGCGACGGCGCCGUCAUCAGCCUGCUCACCACCGCCGAGCCCGCCGACGUUGUGCACCACAUGACCCGCGAGGCCCUCGUCCUGCAUGCCGGCGGCGCCAACCCGCACCUGCCCAGCUUCGUGAUGCGCCACGCGCUGAGGGGGAGGUGGAGGCUGUCGCGCGAGGCCGACGACCCGGACGCGCCGCUGGCCGACGCCGAGCGCGGCGUGACGGUCGAGACCGAGGGCGUGAGCAAGUACAUCUACCGGCUCGACCUGGCGCUCGGCACGGCGGGCAAGGGCGCCAGGAACAAUAAGCUGGGCUGGAAGGGGUUCUAUAGCUAUAACCCGCUGACCGGGGACUGGGGCGAGUUCACCAUGAAGAACCACAAGCCCUUCUAUUUCAGUCGCGUGAGGAGCUACGGCGUGAAGGGGGCUUAGUGUAGUCCAGAGAGGCGCUGCCGAGGGUUGGAUAUUUUAGGAUUGGGGGCUGGUGGGGUGGAAUUUGCACAUACGAGCAAGGUUCGUGAUAAUGAGAUGUAUGGAUUUGCUGUUUGUACAUAACUAUUCCGUAGACUUGCCGAAAAAAAAGGAGGAGUCAUUACGCAGUACGAAGUGCGCUACUUUAGUUCCCGCGGUACGGAGUACGGAUCCGUUCCAAAUAG